Messenger RNA from Sodiomyces alkalinus F11, 364 nucleotides. RefSeq lists its product as hypothetical. The record is from RefSeq and is a predicted model, not a curated record. NCBI's taxonomy places the organism in Eukaryota, Fungi, Ascomycota, Sordariomycetes, Glomerellales, Plectosphaerellaceae. The transcript has a single exon. Bases 92 to 265 code for a protein of 57 amino acids.
CCGAAUCCCACGAGGCUGCCUCAAAGACUCGCGUACAUCUGGGCACCUUUAUUCUUCACCAUUUGAUUCUACAAUAGAAGGCAUAUGACAUAUGGUUGACCGUCGCGUUCCCUCUUAUUUUUAUUAUUUUCCCAUCGCUUCCGAACACCCCGAGAUGCGCCAUAUGCGACAGAUGACCACCACCACCGCCUCCUCCUCGUCCCUCGUUGACCGCUCCCAUCAAGAAGAGUACGAACACGGCCGUCUUCAUCUACCUUUGUCGUAAGAGGCGUGUCCGUCGCCGAGGCCUGUCUUCGACCUAGGUACUCCGACCUACCUACCUAACCCUACCACCGAAUCAGCCACCGAAUUACCCACCCCGACC